AUGGACCAGGCGAGGCGCCCGCGGCGGAGCAGUGCGGAGCGGUCCGAGGCGCGGUGGGCCGCCCAGCGGCCGCCGCCGAAGCCGUUCCCGGCGCAUGGAGCACCGCACCCAUGGGAGGAGUAUACACUGGUGUACGAGGCGGUGCAUGUGCCGAGUGCGCAGCUCGUCGCGAUCAAGCAGGUGCACUUGGAAGCCACCUCCAAGGACGGCGGGACGCAGGCCACACAGACGCAGGACCUGUCCGAGAUCCAGCGCGAGGUUACGAGCCUCGCGCAGUGCGCGACGUGCGAGCGCGUGACCAAGUACUACGGCAGCUUUUUGAAGCGCUACACGCUCUGGGUCGUGAUGGAGCUCAUGGACGCGGGCUCGUGCCUCGGUCUCUUGCGGCGUGUCGGGCCGCUGGACGAGCCCGUGAUAGCGGUGAUCUGCCGCGAGCUCGUUCUCGGCCUCGAGUAUCUGCACGGCCAAGGCAUCAUCCACCGCGACAUUAAAGCCGCCAACGUCCUCCUCGCGCGCAGCGGGCAGGUGAAGCUAGCCGACUUUGGCGUCGCCGCCCAGCUUGUGCACCGCGGAUCGCGGCGCAAUACACUCGUCGGCACGCCGUACUGGAUGGCGCCGGAAGUGAUCAAGCAGUCGCACUACGACGCGCGCGCGGAUAUCUGGUCGCUCGGCAUCACCGCGCUCGAGCUCGCGACGGGGCACCCACCCCUGUCGUCGUACCACCCGAUGCGCGCGCUCUUUCUGAUUCCCAAGGCGAACCCGCCGAGCGUCGACACGAGCGACGGCAAGCACACGGCGCCGUUUGCGCGCUUUGUCGAGCUGUGCCUCGCCAAGCGCCCCGAGGAGCGCGCCUCGGCGCACUCGCUGCGCACAACCUCGUUCCUAGAAGACGCCGGGUCGCUCGAUCUCGUCGCGCGCUUGCUGGACGGCGGCACGCCGCCCGAGCCCGCGCCCGAGCCCGGCCUCGACGGCCAGGACACCUCGGUGCUCGACACGAGCAGCUUCUCCGAGUGGGCAUUUGACGCGUCCACCGAGCCUGGCGCACAGGCGUCCGCGCUCGGGGUCGAUGUGAGCCGCGUCGAGGCCGUGCCCGGCGCGGCGUCCGCGCUGAUCAGCGAGCGUGCGGCGCCGAGCGCGCCCACGACCCCCGCGAUCGCGGCGACCCCCGCGUCGCCCCACCCCGUCACGCCCAAGACGCCCAAAACGCCUCCCGAGGUGCCCGAGUCGCCGCGGCGCACGCCUCGCCCCUCGAGCCAGCUCUCGUCGCCCACGCCGCGCCCGCGCCCCGACGCGGCGCACGUCAUGGUGCAAAAUGCGCUCGAGCAGCUCGCGUACCAGGCCGGCCAGGAUGCCGCGCAGGCCGACACACCCACCACGCAGCUCUACCAGCUCCACGGCCUGCUGAGCCAGAUGGGGCGGCAGAACCCCGAGUACCUCGAGCAGUUUCGGUGGCUCGAAGGCCUGCGCGCCCGGUGGCACGUCCUGGAUACCGGUCACGGCCCUACGUAG
This is a messenger RNA of Malassezia japonica, 1509 nucleotides long. RefSeq lists its product as uncharacterized. Gene Ontology annotation, biological process: protein phosphorylation. Gene Ontology annotation, molecular function: protein serine/threonine kinase activity; ATP binding. Lineage: Eukaryota; Fungi; Basidiomycota; Malasseziomycetes; Malasseziales; Malasseziaceae. The coding region runs from base 1 to 1509 and encodes 502 amino acids. The transcript is spliced from 5 exons. Gene Ontology annotation, cellular component: cytoplasm. The record is from RefSeq and is a predicted model, not a curated record.